Molecule: messenger RNA, 3157 nt
Organism: Eleginops maclovinus (Patagonian blennie)
Lineage: Eukaryota; Metazoa; Chordata; Actinopteri; Perciformes; Eleginopidae
Gene: rbm19
Product: RNA binding motif protein 19
Cellular component (GO): nucleolus
Molecular function (GO): mRNA binding
Source: RefSeq, a predicted model, not a curated record
CCCAUUCAACAUGGCGUCCUAGAGCAGGGUCCAUGCUUGUGUGUUGACAUAUAUUUAAACAUUAAACUCAGGCUAUAUUGGUGGAAAUACAACUACUAAACCAUGUCGAGGAUCAUCGUUAAAAACCUCCCUAAUGGGAUGAAGGAGGAGAGGUUCAGGUCCAUGUUUGCUGCCUUCGGGACAGUGACAGACUGCACUCUGAAGUUUACCAAGGAUGGCAAGUUCCGUAAGUUCGGCUUUGUGGGUUUCAAAGCCGAGGAAGAGGCGAACAAAGCUCUGCAACACUUCCACAAGAGCUUCGUGGACACAUCCAGAGUGACGGUGGAGAUGUGCAAGGCGUUUGGAGACCCCACUAAAGCCAAACCCUGGAGCAAACACACCCAGAGCUCAGUUCCGGAGAAACCCUCCACUCCUGCUGACACAGACAUCAAGAAGAAACAGAAAAAGGAAACCAACAGCACCCUAGAAAUUCUGGAAAAGGACCAGGGGUUCAAGGAGUUCCUGUCGGUGCAUCAGAACCGAAGCCAAGCACCGACCUGGUCCAACGACACUAUGCAGCAGAAAACCGAUCCUGAGGCUGCCGUGGUGAAGACUCCGAGCAAGAAAAAGGUUGCUUCUGAUGAUUACCUUAACUUUGAUUCAGACGAGUCAGAAGCUGAGGAGGAGGAAGGAGAGGAUGAAGAUGGAGAAGAUGAAGAUGAAGGUGCCAAUAAAGAAGCACUGAAGUCUGGCUUAUCAGAUAUGGAGUAUCUGCGCUCAAAGGUGGCACAGACGGAGGACACCAUGGAAGAGACUAAGGAGAAGCAAGAGGGGGGAUGAGAUGAUGAUGAUGAUGAUGAAAGGGAGGAUGAUGAAAAUGAAGAUGGUGUUCCUGCGCAGCACACAGACAGCGCCUAUGAGAGCGGUGACAGAGAAAACCUCUCAAAGACCUUAGAUUCCCCUGCGGAUGAGAAGCCAAGCAAAAUGAAGAAAACUCCCAAGCAGGAGAUGGAGCCGACAACAGAAUUUACAGUGAAGCUAAGAGGAGCCCCGUUCAAUGUGAAGGAGCAACAAAUUCGGGAGUUCAUGUUGCCCCUGAAGCCUGCAGCAAUCAGGAUUGGGAAAAACGAAAGUGGGAAUAGAACAGGUUAUGUAUAUGUGGAUCUGCAGUCUGAUGAACAGGCGGAAAAGGCCUUGAAGAAGAAUAAGGACUACAUAGGUGGGCGUUACAUUGAGGUCUUCCGUGUCGACUCCUCUGGGGGUAAGGGGAAGAGAGAUAGAAAGGACAAGGAAAUUGACAGAAGCUUUACCAGGAAGCUCAAGGAGGAUGAAGAGGAGGAAGAUGUUGCAGAGUCCGGUCGGCUCUUCAUCAGGAACCUUCCUUACACCUGCACAGAGGAAGAGAUCAAAGAGCUUUUUGCUAAACAUGGUCCUUUAUCUGAGAUACUCUUCCCGAUUGACAAUCUAACCAAGAGACCUAAAGGAUUUGCUUUUGUCACGUACAUGAUACCAGAGAAUGCUGUGACAGCUCUGGCUCAGCUGGACGGACAUAUAUUCCAGGGCAGGAUGCUUCACCUGCUGCCCUCCACCUUGAAGAAGGAAAAGACGGACUCAGACGCUGGGGGUCCUGGCUCUUCGACUUACAAACGGCAAAAAGAUGCUAAAAAUAAAGCUUCAAGUUCCAGCUCCCACAACUGGAACACCCUAUUUCUGGGAACAAGUGCAGUAGCAGAUGCCAUUGCUGACAAAUACAACACAACAAAAAGCCAAGUCCUGGACCAUGAGUCAAAGGGAAGUGUUGCUGUGAGGAUGGCCUUGGGAGAGACACAGAUUGUACAGGAAACUCGGCAGUUUCUACUGGACAACGGUGUCAGUCUGGAUUCCUUUAGUCAGGCAGCAGCAGCGAGGAGUACAACUGUGAUCCUGGUGAAAAACCUUCCAGCUGGUGUGACUGCGGCAGAGUUGGAGGAGCUGUUCUCUCCUCAUGGCUCUUUGGGCCGAGUGGUGCUGCCGCCCUCAGGCCUCACAGCCAUCAUCGAGUUCCUCGAGCCAACUGAGGCGAAACGAGCCUUCACGCGGCUGGCUUACAGCAAGUUCCAACACAUCCCGCUGUACCUGGAGUGGGCUCCUGUUGGGGUGUUUGUAGCAGGCAGACCAGAACCAGUACUAGAAAAAGAGGAGGCAAUGAAAGAGAAAAAGGAAGAGGAGGAGGAGGAAUCAGAGGAGGAGGAGGAGGAGGAGGAGCAAUCUGCUCCUGGUUCCACACUUUUCAUCAAAAAUCUAAAUUUCAGCACAACAGAAGAGACCCUACAGGAGACAUUCUCCAAAUGUGGCAAGAUCACUUCCUGCACCAUCUCGAAGAAGAAAGAUAAAACAGGCAACAUGUUGUCCAUGGGCUACGGUUUUGUUCAGUAUCAGACAGCGGAGGCAGCACAGAAGGCCCUGAGGCAACUGCAGCACUGCUCUGUGGAUGAUCACCAGCUUGAGCUGAAGGUCUCUGAGAGAGCCACAAGGACUCCUGAAGUGUCACGCAAGAAGAAGCAAAAAGAGAAAAAACAGACGGGCUCCAAAAUCCUUGUGCGAAACGUCCCCUUCCAAGCCACUGUCCGGGAAAUUCGAGAACUCUUCUGUACAUUUGGAGAGCUUAAGACAGUCCGUCUUCCAAAGAAAGCAGCUGGUUCAGGGAAUCAUCGAGGCUUCGGCUUUAUUGACUUCAUCACCAAACAGGACGCUAAGAAAGCAUUUGCUGCACUGUGCCACAGCACCCAUCUGUACGGCCGACGCCUUGUGCUGGAGUGGGCCGAUGCUGAGGAAACAGUGGAGACAUUGAGACGGAAAACAGCUGAACAUUUUCAUGUUGCCAACAAAAAGCAGCGACAGUCAGAAGUUAUGGAGGGAAUAAUGGAGAAGAUGGAAACUGGAGGGGAUGCAGAAGACUGAAUCACCCCACCAUCACUGUCCUUGCCGAAUUUUUGAGUCUGACCAGUGUUGCCGUUUUUCAUUUUAGAAAUAGGACUGUGAACAAAAUGAGGACUGGGUGGCAAAAGGAGCUAAUACAUUUUCAGCGGAUGUUUUGUGGAACUUCUAGAUUUCUUACAAUGUUUUGUAUAGAAUGAUGCCUCAAAAGUAUAUUGGUUUGAUUUCAGUUUUUAUAUAAAAUGUUAUAUCAUGCUUUAAA